Messenger RNA from Funneliformis mosseae, 2040 nucleotides. The record is from the annotation of a GenBank genome assembly. Lineage: Eukaryota; Fungi; Glomeromycota; Glomeromycetes; Glomerales; Glomeraceae.
AUGACGAAAUUUUCAAAUAGCCUUAUUGCGAGUUUCUGGUUAGGUAAAGAGUUACAAUCGAAUGAUAUUAUACGAAAAGAAGAAGUUAGGGCUACUCUAAACACCUGGCAAAGUUGUCUGAGUCUUCGCGUAAGACAGUUGCUCUUAUUUGAAGACGAAUGUAAUCAAAGUUUUAAGGAAUUGGUUUUAUCAGAUAAUAAUAAUAGCUCUGUAAUAUGUGAGAAAGGUUUACUUAAAGAAAGUGUGUUUGUAGGGUUGCGGAAUGACAAUGUUCCCUAUGAUACUUUAGAAGCGGAACCUUUCACUAAAGCGUCAAAUAUAAUAAAAUCUAUUGCGCGUCAAAUUUCGAAAUUUUUCGAUUUUAACAUAAUAUCCACAAAUGACUUUUUGAAUUUGUAUCAUGAUGAACUGAAGUGGUGUGAAGAUUAUGGUGUGUAUAAAAAAUGUAUUGAACUGUAUCUUGAAGAAGAUUAUUUUACAGUUUUAUUGAUGGUAAUAUCGAAUUUGGAGCGAAUAUUGGGUGAUAUCAUUUAUUCCCUUUAUAACGAUUCAUCCUUUAUUCCCUCACUUCUUCGUGAUUUACUCAUAGCGCCAUCUCUCGUUUCAAUUUUUGGAGAAGAUAUGAUCUUUUUUCUUAGGUGUAUAAUUGGACCUCCAAGUUCGAUGAAUUUAAGAAAUGUACUUUGGCAUGGUUUCAUUAAUCCUCAUGAGUUUUUACCAAUCCCAGCUAAAUGGUAUUGUUCGCUCAUGUUAACUAUUACCAUGAAUGUUUGCAAUAAAGUAAGACAUAAGGGAGUGAUAGUUUUAUUGAAGAAAAGAGAUGGGGUGAGCUUGGAUGGGUAUUACUAUUUGACUCAACACGUUGACAAAACUGAUGACAAGCACGCAUACGAUUCGAUCAAAGAAGAUUUUGAUCAACUAUACGAACGCGUGAUAAAUUUCUUUGUAAUCUCACAAUCUCAUUCGACCUGGUUACGUGCAUUUCAUAAUUUAUCCAAUGAUCAAGUGUUGUUAUCUUUCAUCCUUGUAUUACCGCUUCUUGAACAUUGUCUAAGAAGGAUUUACGUUUGCGUGAACAAAGAUGUGCAAUCUCAUCGAAUGGGUACCGUGGAAGUUGGUGAAUAUUUUCUGACACUAGAUAUUAUUCUAGAAGAAAAGGUUGCUAGAGCUUUUUGCGGGAUUGAAGAAGUGAAGAAGGAUGAGGAACAAAUGAAUGAGAUUUAUUCGGAAUUCGGAGGAGACGUCAUGGAUUUACUCCUUGAUCUAUUUGUUCAUGCUGGUGGACCUAGGCUAAGAGAUCGUGUAGCUCACGGAGAUUGUCAGUCCUCGACGACUAAUGAGAUAAAACUUUAUGAGACUUGGAUAUCUAACUAUCGUUCUCGUUUUCACCCAAUUCCCUUACUUUGGAAAGAAAACGUUCAAAUGAUUACGAAUGUAUGGAAAUGUUGGAACGUUUAUCGAGAAAUGGCAAAAACUGGCAGGUUUAUGAUGGGUAAUUGGAUCGAACCCUCUUGGGUUAUGAUAAGUGAAAAUCCCGAAGAUUUUAGCUUGUUUGAGCAGGGGUUCCUCAAAAAUAUUGUGGAAGUAGACAAUAUAUUCAUAGUUGUACAGGAUUGUUGUACGAGACUUAAUAAACGUAAGCUCGGAGAAGCAAAGCACUUUGAAAAUAAUUCGAUUUAUUGGAGUCAAAUCAAGUUCACAAAAGAUGAUGCCAAGGUUAUUAAUUUUAGGCGUGGGGUGAUCAAGAAAGCCAAUGCUGGGGUUGAAAAGUUACAUUCAAUACUUAUAAAUUUACAUUCAUCAAAUUCUUUAUCAUCACGUAAACGUAAGAAUACUCAAUCAUUAUUUAAUUUAUUUCCCAGCAUUUUUCAACAAUUAUAUUUUGCAUUGUUAACGCUUGAACAGACUAGAAAUCAAAAAGCAAUGUUGUCAAAAUUAGUGUUUGUUGAAAGAUGGAAUGGAUUUUGCGUUGAAGGAAAUUAUAAAGAUAUAAAUGGAGCAUUCGAAGAAUUACUUAAACAUUCUAAAACUGAUGAUUAG